AGUGAGAACAUAAGGAAAGAGAGUUGAAACAAAUAUUUCAAAAGGAAAAUGAAAGGUGAGUUUCUCACAUUGGCUCUAAUAUCUCUACUAUUAGCCUUCUCGUUUGUCUAUGGAGGAGGAGAGUCUGAAAACCCUCAUUCUGCGGCCAGCCCAAGCAGUGAUCCCACCGGAGGAUCCAGCGGGGCAAGCGGUUCGGCUCAUGGACCUAAUUGGGGAUAUGAUUGGGGAUGGGGAUCAACCCCAGAAGGUGGUUAUGGCUAUGGUUCUGGUUCUGGUUCAACACCAGAUGGAAAAGGAAAAGGGACCGGAUUUGGGUUUGGUUCUGGUUCUGGUUCUGGUUCAGGAACUGGGUUUGGGUUUGGUUCAGGAGGAGGAGGGGCCACAGGCGGUGGCUCUGGCCACGGAAGUGGGACUGGACACGCAAGUGAAGCGGCUAGCUCAGGCGGUGGAAAUGGUGGAGCUUCUCCAGGUCGAAGAGAGAGAAGCCAACACCGCUAAAAUUUUAAGCAUUUCUCGUUCAUCUUAACACAAGCAUAGAUACAUAAGACUAGAAAAAGAAAAUGAAUAUUACUAUGGUUGGCACCACAUAUAUAUGUAUACUACAACCUUAAUGCAUAAAUAAGGAUCAAACGAAUAAUUAAGUAGUUGGCCGUUA
Molecule: messenger RNA, 655 nt
Organism: Raphanus sativus (radish)
Lineage: Eukaryota; Viridiplantae; Streptophyta; Magnoliopsida; Brassicales; Brassicaceae
Product: putative glycine-rich cell wall structural protein 1
Exons: 1
Coding region: 49-498 (149 amino acids)
Source: RefSeq, a predicted model, not a curated record